AUGGAGAUAAAAGUGAAGAUGGAGAUCAAUGUCACAGUUUUAUAUCAAAUCAUCAAGAAGGAAAUUCCAAUGCUGCGGCUUAUAAAACUAAGAAGGAUUUCAACUACCAAAGACUCGGUGAUGGUGGUGACCAAGGACGAGAACGAAAAAUGCCAUUCUGCUCAUCCCAUCUUCUUCUCCAACAAUGGUGUGACCGUGUUCACAUUGGACCGGCCUGGUUUGUUCUAUUUCAUUAGUGGGGUUUCCGGGCACUGCGAGAGAGGCCAGAAGAUGAUCAUCAAGGUCUUGGAACCGGCAAGCCCACCACAAUCUGCUGACCAGAACGAGCAGAAGAAUGAUGCUGCAGUUGCAAUGGCCACCAUCUCUUCUGCAACUCUCACGUCCUGCAUUAUGUCAUUUGUGGGGGUCCUUUUCUUCUGAAUGCUGUGAUCAGUGAUGGUUACUAUAUUCUUCUUUGCUGUUUUUUCCCAUACCCCUGAUUCUUAAUUAGGUUUUUUCUUUAGUUUGUUUCCAUUA
Molecule: messenger RNA, 516 nt
Organism: Prunus mume (Japanese apricot)
Lineage: Eukaryota; Viridiplantae; Streptophyta; Magnoliopsida; Rosales; Rosaceae
Source: RefSeq, a predicted model, not a curated record